Pogona vitticeps (central bearded dragon) is the source of this 1222-nucleotide messenger RNA. NCBI's taxonomy places the organism in Eukaryota, Metazoa, Chordata, Lepidosauria, Squamata, Agamidae. The record is from RefSeq and is a predicted model, not a curated record.
CUUCCCAGUCGUCCCCGACUCUCACCGGAAUGUCGGGAUCUCCUGCAGCGCCUCCUGAAGAGGGACCCCCAGCAGCGCAUCUCUUUCCAGGAGUUCUUUGAUCAUCCUUUCGUGGACCUGGAACACAUGCCUAGCAAAGAGAGCCUGGGCCAAGCCACCUCUCUUGUAACGGAAGCGGUGAAGAAGGACCAGGAAGGAGACGCAGCCGCCGCCCUCUCUCUGUAUUCCAAGGCCUUGGAGUAUUUUGUCCCUGCCUUGCGCUAUGAAGUUGACGCCCGCAGGAAGGAGGCAAUCAGGUGCAAGGUGAGUCAGUACAUCUCUCGAGCGGAACAGCUCAAGGCGCUGGUCGCCUCCAGCAACAAAGCUCUCCUGCAACAAGGCUGCCCUUCCAGAGAUAUCUUGAAAGAGAUGUCAAAGGACAAGCCACGCCUUUACACGGCUCUGGAGCUAGCCUCAGCGGCUGUGGCGAAGGAGGAGGAGGGGAAAGAUGAUGCCGACACUCUGGAUCUGUACCAGCAGAGCCUGGGGGAACUGCUGCUCAUGUUGGCAGCCGAGCCCGUAGGGAGAAGACGGGAAUUGCUACAUGCUGAGAUUCAGACACUGAUGGGCCGAGCAGAAUACCUGAAAGAACAGAUCAAGAUGAAGGAAUCUCAGUGGGAAGCCGAGGCCAUUGGCAAAGAGGGCAUGUUCGACUCCGUGAAAAGCUCCUGCAGCGUGCAGUAACCCACAUGCCCGGAGAACACCUGGUGGAUUCAGUACCUCAAAGCCGAGCAAGCGAAAGGCAGCCCUCUUUACCUCAAACCUGUCUGUGCAGUAAGGACGUGUGAAAGUUGGUAGAGAAUUCUUGCACACAGCUGGGGGAAAGGCUGUCACGCCCUGAGGUUGUAUAUGUUGUCAUGGUUUGUAUAGUGUGAUAUAUUUAAACUGGUAUCUUGUAAAAAAUUGAGUUCCAUGAGUGAUGCUAUAGAGCUCUGGUUCCCAACGGUGGGCUCCCAGAUGUUGUUGGACUGCAGCUCCCAGAAGCCCGGGGGUUCUGGGAGUUGUAGUCCAAGAACAUCUGGCGACCCAAGCAAAGAAUUCCUGCAAAGCAUUUGAUGCAAAGAACGAGUGGGCAAGAUGUAGCUUGAGGGCCACAUGUGGCUUCACCACUUUUUUUUGGUGGCCUCUGGAACCCCACUCUACGCAAGGGGAUGUACAUAAAGAAAUAAAGAAUUUCAGUCCA